CCCAAUAGUCUUUACAUCAACCAUAAAGAUCACCUAAGAAUAUCUCUAUACUGUCCAGAGACUGACGUGGUGUUCCUUUAGCAGGAAGCGGACUAGACUCGAGCCUUUCCCCGACGCGUUAAGCGGUUCCGUCCAUUACGGUAGCUUUCCUUUCAACGCCGCAGCUUAGCUCUGCCCUGACAACUAUUCCCAAUCGGCAACUUAAUUAUAUGGCCGAUUCGACUUAUUGUUGAAGUUUCCCUGUGUCCGAUGUAUUAUAUUCGUCUCUGAUCUAGUUUUUUUCAUCGAUUGAAAAAAGAGUGACUCGAGGAGCAAGUCAAGUCUAGACAACAGACAAUGUUCUCGCUACCUCUAAUCACACCCCGCGAUUCCCACGAGCUCUGGUUCGGCUCUUCGCAAACUCCUCCACACCGCUCCUCCGCAUCUCAGAACCAACUGAAUCCCUCCGAUCCUCACCAGUCGUCUUCGCGUCGAUAUCACCAAGGAAACGGACACCUGCCGAGCGGUCGCACGUUAAUUUCAUCUACUGCGCCGUCAAAUACACUUGCGGCACUACAGCUGGAAGAACGCGCGUUGCGCGCACGAAAGCAGAAUAUAGCAUCGUUCGGAUACGCGUGGAUCAAACCGGCAGGAUGUGCGAAGACUAUGCUGGGGAUGAGGGAGGAGGAGGCGGAGAGAGAGGAAGGGUUACUUGCGGCUGCGGCGGAGAUGGCUGGUGCGGGGGGGGAUUUGUCGACUAUGGGGAUUGUGGAUGAGUUUGGGAGGCCGCAGGGUCAGGAGGGAGAUAAUACUGGUGGUGUGGAUGAUCAGAUGUUGGAGAGGGAUUUGGAUGAUGAUAUUCCUGAUGCGGAUGCGGAUGGGCUUGUGGAGGAGGGAGAGGAGGGGUUGGAGGAAGAUGAGGAUGGUGAGGAAGGGUUGAUGGAGAGGGAUUUGGAUGAUGAUAUUCCUGAGGCGUUUCCGGAGGAUGAUGAUGACGAUGAUGAUGAAGAGGAGGAGGAGGAGAAUGAAGAAGAAGAUGACGAUUUUGAUAACCAGCCGGAUCUGGAUGAUGAUAUUCCCGCGGCAGAAGACGAGGGGGGUUCGCUUAUGGUCCGCGAUUUGGACGAUGAUAUUCCUGAGGCGGAAGAAGGUAGUGAACAGGGAGAAGAAUGGCAGCAUACCGACACGGAAGCUGAAGACGACGACGACGAUGAUGAUGAUGAGCACGAUCCCUUCUCUGAACAACUUUUCAGGACCAGUACUUCCAGCGGUCGAGGACUCCCGCCGCAACCGCCGCCUAUUCGACGAGAGACUGAAGCUCAGCGACGCUUCUUGAACCGUUGGAGCGGUGGCGCAGACGCGUUUGACACGAGCGGAAUGACGCUCGAAGACGAGGAGGACCUCCGUGCUUCAAUAGCCAGCCAGACCAGUCGACGGAAUAGCGCCUACAGAAGACGAUUCACGAGACAAAGGGGAGGUCCAAGGGAUAGUCUUGAGUAAGUGAAGUCUGGAGAUCUGGGGUUCAAAACUUGAUCGACGUCGACGAUACAUUUGGCUACGAGUCCCCAUGUGAUUAUUUGUUUCGGGCCUUAUUAUUGUAUAUAUCUAUGGUUUACCUAUGAGAAGCGUGCAUGUUAGGAGUUAGGUCGGAUACGGAAAGGGAACAAACGGUGGGGGUGGAGUUGAAUAUGUAUAUAAUACAGUUUACGGACUUGCUGGAAUGAAUUUCACGCGGAUAAUCGCUCAAUUGAAUUAGAAAGGA
Messenger RNA from Paecilomyces variotii, 1741 nucleotides. Its product is annotated as Apc15p protein-domain-containing protein. Gene Ontology annotation, biological process: anaphase-promoting complex-dependent catabolic process. Gene Ontology annotation, cellular component: anaphase-promoting complex. The record is from RefSeq and is a predicted model, not a curated record. Bases 337 to 1479 code for a protein of 380 amino acids. The transcript has 2 exons. NCBI's taxonomy places the organism in Eukaryota, Fungi, Ascomycota, Eurotiomycetes, Eurotiales, Thermoascaceae.